Molecule: messenger RNA, 1822 nt
Organism: Scatophagus argus
Lineage: Eukaryota; Metazoa; Chordata; Actinopteri; Scatophagidae
Gene: exosc1
Product: exosome component 1
Exons: 8
Coding region: 117-701 (194 amino acids)
Biological process (GO): RNA processing
Cellular component (GO): cytoplasm; nuclear exosome (RNase complex)
Molecular function (GO): RNA binding
Source: RefSeq, a predicted model, not a curated record
AUGGCGGAUAGGACCGUCCUUCAUUUUUUUUCCACUCAACGUCUGACAGGCCAAUCGGAAUCGACUCUAGCCCUACGUCACAGCCAAUCGGCUUAUGAGCUGCUCUUCUCGAAAACAUGUCGCCCAUGAAGCUGUGUGUUCCAGGUGAAAAACUGUGCAGUGUGGAAGACUGUAUUCCUGGCACAGGGGUAUACCUGCGGCACGGCUACAUAUACUCCUCUCUAGCAGGCUACGUGCUCAGGAAAAAUGAGGGAGAGGAGUUGCCAGUGAUCUCAGUGGUCAGGGAAACAGAAACACAACUACUACCAGAUGUAGGAGCAAUUGUCACCUGUAAGGUGACCAGCAUCAACCCCAGGUUCGCCAAGGUUCACAUCCUGUAUGUGGGCUCCACGCCACUGAAAGACCGCUUCAGAGGGACAAUCAGAAAAGAAGAUGUGCGUGCAACAGAGAAAGACAAGGUGGAAACGUACAAAAGCUUCAGACCUGGCGACAUCGUCCUGGCAAAAGUGAUCUCUCUCGGUGACGUGCAGUCUAACUACCUGUUGACAACAGCAGAGAAUGAACUGGGGGUUGUGGUGGCACACAGCGAAUCAGGUGCCCAAAUGAUUCCCAUCAGCUGGUGUGAGAUGCAGUGUCCACGGACGCACGUCAAAGAGUUCCGCAAAGUGGCACGAGUACAGCCCGAGUAUCUCCAGGCGUGAGAGCCCUGAGACGUCUUUAUUCCACAAGGAACACACGGCUUCCCCUCCCUCCUUGUCAUGAAGCAGCAUCCCGACUCUGUUUUGGACUUUUCUCGAAAGACUAGGUGACAUCGAUAUUGUUGGCUUCUUCUGGUUUCAUGUCCGAUAGUGUUUUUAAAUAGUGUUUUCCAUUUGUAUUAAUCUAAUGUGCCAGCUUGAAAACACAAAAGCAACGUCAGACCAAAAGAUUUUAAACUAAAUUCAGUGCAGUGACAGGAAUGUAGUUUGCUUUUUAAAGUUGCCUUUAAAUUGCCUGAUGGAAAACUGAUCAGAAUUGUCCGACUCAGUUCUCUCAUGAUGUUACAUUUAAGGAGCCAAAGCUGCCAAACUUUAUAAGUGACCACUGUCUUUAGAGGCUGACUGCAUCAGAAAUUUGUACUUGGUAAACACAAUGUUUGUCAGAUGCAGGAUUUACUUAGUUUCGCUUCAGAUCAUCAGGUCGCUUGAAGGAUGAAGUAGUGCACGUUGCUGGGUGCAUAAAUGUGAGACUUGAUUUAGACAAGGCCCAGACUCCGUCUCAUGUAAAGACAAAAAUGACUCUGUGUUGUAGUGGUGGAAAUCAUUCAAAGGCUGGUGGCAUUUUCACUCUUGGGUCUGAAAUAGGGACGCCUGGACCAAAAAGUGAGCGCUGCUCUUUGAAACUUCUUUUGCAUGUACAGGGCUCACUUUUUUUUUCUCUUUUCUUUAACUUGUCCAUAAAUGUGAAAAAAACAUUGAUUUAGUUGAAAUACAUUUAAUCUCCUCAGGCUCAUUAUUUCUUUCUCAUCUUUAACUUCUGCUUUCAAGUAAACUGAUGGACAAACAUCCACCCAACAGUUUUAUAGGAAAAUGAAUGUGAUGAGAGCCUAAUGUUCAGUCAGAAUGACAACACAGUUACCAUGCACGGAAUACUGAAGAACAACAUGAUAGUCGAUUGUUUUUUUUUUUUGCUUGUACAACACAUUAAAGCUGAACAAUUAUGAAACAGCAGGCAAGCAGUAAUGAUCGCAUUUUAUCUUGCCCUUGGAUUUUCCCUGUUUUUAUUUUACAGCCGACUUUGUUCAUGUGCAGGAUAAAGAAUAAAAUGACUAUCAAAACCACAA